Messenger RNA from Oryzias latipes (Japanese medaka), 917 nucleotides. RefSeq names its product ubiquinol-cytochrome c reductase binding protein (gene uqcrb). The record is from RefSeq and is a predicted model, not a curated record. Lineage: Eukaryota; Metazoa; Chordata; Actinopteri; Beloniformes; Adrianichthyidae. Gene Ontology annotation, cellular component: respiratory chain complex III. Gene Ontology annotation, biological process: mitochondrial electron transport, ubiquinol to cytochrome c.
UAGAUGAGGUUUGCUCCAGAGGCGUUCCACAGAGCUUAAAAACAGGAAAGUUUACAUUUCUGUCGUCUUUGGUCCUUACAAUCAUUACUUUGCUUUUGGAGGGAUUGUAGUUUAUAUCAAUGUCUCUGCCAUAGUCAGAACAAGCUUUUAAAAGUGUUUGUAACCCAGCACUGUAGGGGCUAAAAAUGACAAGGUCAUCAGCAUACAUAAGCAAUACGGCUUUUGGCAAAGGUUGCCAUUGAGGUGAGAUUAUGCAUCAGGCUAAACAAAAAUGUCUUAAACAACAUGCCUUCAAAUGAACUGGUUCAGAACCAUGUAGUAAAAUUUGGUCAAAAGAUUUAUUUUUUAAAAUGUCGGAAAGCUGCGUUUAUUUUGAAACUUGUAAAUAUAAAUAAAGUUUUUUUUUUUUGAAGUACGAGCAGUCUACCCAGAUUGCACUGCGGUCUCAGUGAAAAUAUGGCGGCGAGGGCACCAGUGGCUACGGGCAGGCUCAUGCUUGGUUUCCGCAAAUGGUAUUACAACCUGUGUGGCUUCAACAAGCUUGGGUUAAUGCGGGAUGACACAAUAAUUGAGGAUGCAGAUGUGAAAGAAGCCCUUAGGAGGCUUCCAGAAAGGGUUUACAAUGACAGGAUGUUCAGAAUCAAGAGAGCCUUGGAUCUCUCUAUGAAGCAGCAGAUUCUCCCAAAAGAGCAAUGGACAAAAUACGAAGAGGAGGACUUUUACCUGACUCCAUACCUGGAGGAGGUGAUCCGUGAGAGAAACGAAAAGGAGGAAUGGAUGAAGAAAUGAGACGAUCUUCAGUCACAACUGUUAUCUGUCCUAAGUCGGUUCAUAAUUGUCCCGUGGUGUAAUAUAUGAAAUAAAAUGUAACGCAUGUUAAGAAAGCCCAUUAAAAAAUUCUACAUGUUUAAGAGGCC